Molecule: messenger RNA, 1826 nt
Organism: Ceratina calcarata
Lineage: Eukaryota; Metazoa; Arthropoda; Insecta; Hymenoptera; Apidae
Gene: Sld5
Product: DNA replication complex GINS protein SLD5
Exons: 2
Coding region: 661-1320 (219 amino acids)
Biological process (GO): double-strand break repair via break-induced replication; DNA-templated DNA replication
Cellular component (GO): GINS complex
Source: RefSeq, a predicted model, not a curated record
GGAAUAGAAACACAAUAUAUCACUCCAUCCUUUGAGACUCUUCUGCUACAUCUUUUUUCAUUCUUCUAUACCCGAUAAAUAUUACGACAAUCUAUACGUCCGUCGUUAGCCGAAGACAUCGAGAAAAGUAUCAACGUCUCUGGGCUAUGUUUUUUUUUUAUAAAUGUUCAGUCAUCGUUCAAUUCGAAAUAUUCAAGCGUGUGCUCUGAUGGGCUCGUGAUUACGAGAUCUGUAUAAGUUUUAUUUACAUUUCAACUUUAAUAUGGUUUCAUGCUAAAUUAAUUUUUCCGUUUACGUUGUAAAUUACGAUGAAAUGGAGCACCGUUCCUAUCGGAUCAACAAAUUAAAAGUGAGAUUAAUUUACGAUUUUCAUCCCACAAUUAGAUUCGUUCGCAUUUCAAAUUUAAAACUUGCUCGCGGCUCGAAUUUAUAUCCCCGGCGAGAAAUAUCGAAUUCGUUAUCGCACGUACACGUGACACAUUCUUACACGAUUUGAAAUAAUAACACAGUACUUGCUUGAAUUGUUCGUGUACCGUUAUGCCGUUGCGGUAAUUGCUUAACUGAUUUAUUGAAACAGUAAUUAUUAAUAGUGGAUAAUAAUACAAUCGAACCAGAGUACAUAUUUGUAUAACGUGCAACAAUUUUCCAUCCGAGACUUGAAUGAUGGAAACUGAUUCUGCGAUGGAAUUGAGCACGGAGGUUGGUGAAGAGGAUGAGGAAGAAUUAACUGCUCAAAGCGCUUUGGUUGCCAUAGAGGAGGCUUGGUUGAAUGAAAAAUUUGCACCAGAGAUUCUACCGCAUCAAAAUGACCUGGUCGAGUGCAUGCUGCAACAGAUCACGCACAUGGAAGAGAAUUUGAAGAGGUUAGAUAAAAGUGAUAUAAGAUUGAUGAUCCACCGAAUGGAAUUGGAUAGGAUCAAGUUCGUGAUCUCCAGUUAUUUAAGAGCUCGUCUAGAAAAAAUUGAGAAAUAUACCAUCCACAUUCUUACUCAGGAGGCAAGUAGGUCUGCAGAGGAAUGUUAUCUAACGGCUGCAGAGCUUCAAUAUGCAAAAGAGUUUCUUUCAAAUAUGGAAACGCUCUUUAAAACGAUAGCUUUGCAGCAUAUGCCUGGAGCUUUCCAAAACUUUGAAACUAACAAAUUGAGUGUUAAGCCCAAUAUGCAGGCAUAUGUAUUUUUAAGGGCUAACAGUAGAGUCAAUGGAAUCAUGAUACCAGGUUCGUUGGACGAAGAGAUAGAUCUUGAGCCAGGAUCCCAGCACAUUAUACAAUAUAAUGCUGUUGCAGAUCUAGUUAAAAGUGGUGCUGUUCAAUUGAUCUAACAAUUUAUAUUAAUAAAGACUCUGCAUUUCUAUAGUUCUUACAAUCAAAUAUUACUUACUUAGUAAAAUAGGUAUACAAUUCAUUUCUUUAUAAAAGUUUCACAGAAAGGUUUAGAACGUGUAUACAUGAUUUAUUAAAAAUUAAAAUAGUACACAUUUUAUGUAACAGUUUUCUCACAAUGUGUAUAGUACAAUUUUUUUAAGUACUUUCUGCAUCUAAUAUAUAAAAUAUAUUUUGUGUUAUAAAAUCCACUUUGUGUUAUUAAAAUAUAAAAAUAUCAAUAUAUAAAGUUAUGGUGCUGCACAGCAGAUAGCUUAAAAUACGUAAUAUAAUAUUUAACUAAUGAAUACUUUCGGCAUGUGUGUGGACAUUGCUUUAAAACACUUUCGACAUAACAGUUUAAAAAAAGGAUUGCGUACAAAAAUAUUGUGCACACUUUAUUGUGUUUUGUUCGCUAAGGACUAUAUACGUCGUACCUUAAAAUAAAGAAACGUCUAAGUAGAAA